This is a messenger RNA of Cercospora beticola, 1615 nucleotides long. RefSeq lists its product as uncharacterized. NCBI's taxonomy places the organism in Eukaryota, Fungi, Ascomycota, Dothideomycetes, Mycosphaerellales, Mycosphaerellaceae. The record is from RefSeq and is a predicted model, not a curated record.
AUCACAAGAAAUAUAGGUCGGAUGUUUGGCAUCAUGCUGUUCCAGCAGCAUAAAUUCCCAUCACGUCUACAGGACGGAACUUGACACCAUGGCGGCAGAGUUGCCCACGGCAUUCAAAGUCCUGCGCAUCACCAGCCCAGCUCCCAAGCCGCUCAAGUCGAAGUUCUUGGAAUUGCCUCGUGAGCUGCGAGACAUCAUUUAUACAUAUGCCCUGGACGACGUUCCAUUACUUGAGCGCCUGCAUGUCCCAAAAUGCGAGUUCUAUGGCCCCAAUGCCGACUUUCUCACACCUCCUGCAGUAAAGGUUUACACGCCGCGAGAAACGUGGAUCCCGCGAAGGACUGAAGCAGAAGAUGAAUGCCGAAGGACCUGCGUCAUUCGACAAGGCUUUGGCUUGUGGACAGUCAGUAAACAAGUUCAUGCAGAAGUUACGCAGAUGUGUUCCCAAUUGGUUCUUCACCUCACGUUCUUGCAUACCGAGGAUAUGUUCGAUGCGCUGGAGAACCUUCCCCAGGCGACUUUGAGCCGAAUCGAGACUUUGGACUUCCAUAACCUCUGGGGGGAUCACCAUUAUCGAUGGAUAGAAACAGAUCGCGUUGAACAGGAACGAGUACUCAAAGUCAUAUCAAGUUUGCCCAAGCUGAAGAAGCUGGUACUCCCCUACGUCUUCAUCCGCGGAGGACCUCACUGGCUGGUCGAAUUCACUCGCAUCCGGACUCUCGAAACAAUUCACAUAAUGCAAAUCCCCCUUCUGGGCUCAGUCGGUCCCUGGUGUAAAUUCAGACGUCCUGCUUUCGAGUAUCCGUACACUCUAGCCGGCAAAACUGUAAACAUCCAACAGGAAAUUCCUUGUGCGCGUGGAGUUUGUCCUCGAGGGUAUGAUACUAGUCAACCUGCACCGCUCGCAAGUACGACUGUUUGGUGUCGUUGGUGCUUGGGCAAGGUUGAAUAUAUUGGCUGGCUGGCGGAUUCAAUGCAUGGGAAUGAACUUCACGAAAGACUCGAUUAUGAUUAUCUUGAGAAUUCGGCGCCGAAGUAUAGUAUAGAGAAUCCAUGUCGGGAUACGAUUCAUUUUCGUGGGGAUGAAUAUGAUGUUCUGAUUUAUGAAUUGCCGUCGGUGUCGCCUGCUGUGAGGCGGCGGCGUGUUGCGGAGGAGGCGAUGGCUCUGGCGAAAGCGAAGGGAGCACAUAGCCGCGGCCCAAUAGUCCAGGGAAGUGUGGAGGAGUCAGAUGUCGAUGAGGGGGACGAGUACGAGGCUGAUUUUAGACCUUGCAAGUCGGCGACGCGGUCUCAUACGAAGAUGGAAGUGAGAAGGGAUGGACAAGCUCAGAAGAAAGCUAUGGAGGAACGCAGUCGCAGGAACGCGAACAAGGAGAAACGUGAGCAGGCUGGACGGAAAUCAGAGGCCAAGGACGAGCGCGGCAGUCUUCAAGUCUUGAAGACCGCAUUGGUUGAGAAUAAGAAAGCAGCAAGGAAACGCAACGCAAAACGUUGAAUCUCAUAUUAGAUACUUUGCUCGUGCAUACGCUAUUCUCGAUCAACAAUAGCAGAACACUCUUCCAACCACGCGAUCAGCGAAGGCAACAAAUCUUGAUAGCUAUGGCCGACACCAGGC